GUCCGGCCAUUAGGACAGAAAACAGCGUUUGCCAAGGCUACAUUGGGUCUUCUUUGUUGCGCACGGGCUUUCUCUAGUUGCAGCGAGCCGGGACUACUCUUCGUUGCGCAGAAGAUGGCUGUGCCUCCCACGUAUGCUGAUCUUGGCAAAUCUGCCAGGGAUGUCUUUACCAAGGGCUAUGGGUUUGGCAUAAUAAAACUUGAUUUGAAAACAAAAUCUGAGAAUGGACUGGAAUUUACAAGCUCAGGUUCAGCCAACACCGAGACCACCAAAGUGAAGGGCAGUCUGGAAACCAAGUACAGAUGGACCGAAUAUGGUCUGACGUUUACGGAGAAAUGGAACACUGACAACACACUAGGCACGGAGAUUACUGUGGAAGAUCAGCUUGCACGUGGCCCGAAGCUGACCUUCCAUUCAUCCUUCUCACCAAACACUGGGGAAAAAAAUGCUAAAAUCAAGACAGGGUACAAGCGGGAACAUAUCAACCUGGGCUGUGACGUGGAUUUCGACAUUGCCGGGCCUUCCAUCCGGGGUGCUCUGGUGCUGGGUUACGAGGGCUGGCUGGCUGGCUACCAGACGAAUUUUGAGACCGCGAAGUCUCGAGUGACCCAGAGCAACUUUGCAGUUGGCUACAAGACCGAUGAGUUCCAGCUUCACACUAAUGUAAAUGAUGGGACAGAGUUUGGUGGCUCCAUUUAUCAGAAGGUGAAUAAGAAGUUGGAGACUGCUGUUAAUCUGGCCUGGACAGCAGGAAACAGUUACACUCGCUUCGGAAUAGCAGCCAAGUACCAGAUCGACCCUGACGCCUGCUUCUCGGCUAAACUGAACACCUCCAGCCUGAUAGGGCUAGGAUAUACUCAGACCCUAAAGCCAGGUAUCAAACUGACACUGUCAGCUCUGCUGGAUGGCAAGAAUGUCAACGCUGGUGGCCACAAGGCCACAAGCUUGGUCUAGGGCUGGAGUUUCAAG
Messenger RNA from Physeter macrocephalus (sperm whale), 969 nucleotides. RefSeq names its product voltage-dependent anion-selective channel protein 1-like. The coding region runs from base 115 to 954 and encodes 279 amino acids. The transcript has a single exon. NCBI's taxonomy places the organism in Eukaryota, Metazoa, Chordata, Mammalia, Artiodactyla, Physeteridae. Gene Ontology annotation, biological process: monoatomic anion transmembrane transport. Gene Ontology annotation, molecular function: voltage-gated monoatomic anion channel activity. Gene Ontology annotation, cellular component: mitochondrial outer membrane. The record is from RefSeq and is a predicted model, not a curated record.